This is a messenger RNA of Osmerus eperlanus (European smelt), 4342 nucleotides long. RefSeq names its product adhesion G-protein coupled receptor D2. Gene Ontology annotation, biological process: cell surface receptor signaling pathway; adenylate cyclase-activating G protein-coupled receptor signaling pathway. Gene Ontology annotation, molecular function: G protein-coupled receptor activity. Lineage: Eukaryota; Metazoa; Chordata; Actinopteri; Osmeriformes; Osmeridae. Gene Ontology annotation, cellular component: plasma membrane. The coding region runs from base 10 to 3267 and encodes 1085 amino acids. The record is from RefSeq and is a predicted model, not a curated record. The transcript is spliced from 22 exons.
GCACCACUGAUGUUGGAAAACAGGACACUGUUUACUUAUGAUGAGUACUACUAUGAUUAUGUGCCAGAAAGGCUAGCCUGGCACAGCUCUGGACGCCUAUGUAACCAGCGCACUGGGGCCUUAGCCAUCGUCUACAACGCUUUUGAGAAUCGAGAGUUGACCAACUUCUUGACGUCCUUGAACAGAACCCAGCCUGUUUGGAUUGCCAGGAAAGUCAUGACACACUUGAAAAGUUCCAUUGAGACCCUCAUCCUGGAGUUCAGGGGUCGAUCCGACAAGAAGAACGCGCGCCUCCUGCACACGUUCCCCUCCAUGGGCUCAGUGACCGUUUGCGCUCGCCUCCGAUUCGACCCGAGUUGCUUCGGAUUUUCCACUGUCUUCUCUUAUUCCAUCAAGUCAUUCAUUAAUGAGUUCCAGCUCCGUGGCAGGCUGGUUCAGGGCCAGCCAGUCCAGCUGGCUCUGCUGGUCCAUGGCACACAUGGGCCUUACCAGGAGGCCUUCCUCCAUGACGGCUCCUGGCACUCCGUCUGUGUCGGUUGGAGCCGACAUGGCGGGCGAUGGGCCUUGUACGCCGACGGGAGUCUCAUCAACAGAGGGGACGGCCUCAAUGUGGGGAGGGACAUCGGGCCUGAGGGGCUGUUCAUCAUUGGCCAGGAGCAGGACACCUUUGGCGGAUCAUUCCGGAGUGUCGAGUCCUUCUCUGGUAGUAUAUCACAGCUGAACGUUUGGGAACGGGCGUUGAACGACAGUGAAAUCCACGCCAUGGAAAAGGAAUGCUUGUUCAAUUCACCUGGGCUGGUGUUCAAUUGGAGCAAGGCCGCCCUAGAAAUUGAGUCCUCCCUCAAGAGUGUGUGGGGAGACACCCCUUGUCAAGUUAAUAACAGUGAGUCAGCGGGCCAUUUUCUUGACACCCUACGGAACGCAGGUUUGGAGCCCUAUCACAACUUUUCUGACGAGGCAGUCAACGCCCCCAAGAUUGGGCAGUGUGUCACCUUCGACCCCCAAAGUGGGAGUUGGGGUCUGGAUGCGUGUGAUUCGUUGAGAGGGGCCGUCUGCCAGUUUGAGAAAGAAAGCUUGGACAUAUUUGGCUUCCCCAAGACGGCGUUCUUCACCAAAGUGAGCAAAGAUCUGCUCUCCAUGUCUGUGACGGGUGAGAUAAGCGUGAACGCAUCUUCUGAGGCGGAGCUGUCAUUGAUGAACCACCUGACCAGGGCUCUGCUGAGGAUGCUGGAGGCGGAGCCAGACAUCCUCCAAGCCGCUGACGUGCUCUACCUGACCCAGAUGAUGGAGCUGACAGCCUCCGCCACCACCGCCUCCGUCUUGGCCUUCACUCUGCCGCCCUCGGAAGCUGUGGUCUCCAUCGCCAGCAACUACCUAAAGCUGGCCAGCCUCGUCCUGGAGCCUGCUGUGGCCAGCCGGUGGCUGGGUUUGACGGAAGACGGGACUGCUGUUGGUCCAUUUACUGUUGUGGAGAGUAUUGACAAGCUAACGGCGGCGUUAGCUGAUGUGCUGUCUCUGGAGAGACAAAGCUUCACGCUGUCAAUGAAAAACAUAGACGUACACAUCGAGGCUCGAAAGCUGUCCCAGAUGAGCUGCAGCUGUGUGUUCAAACCGCCGGUGUACGGUAGCGGCCCCGGCAGAGGUAGCAGCCAGGAUGAGUUGCUCAUCCCAGAUAUCGAGGUCCAGAGACUGCACUCCCUCGGUUACAAGGAGCUCAUGUUCAUCCAUACUUACUACAGUCACCUGAUGGAGAUCCAGUCUGGAAUGGAAGGAUCCAAACACGACAAAAGCGAUCCCUCCAGUCGCUUGACCAGUGCGGUCAUAUCGGCGUCUGUCCGAGACACUUCCAAGGCCCACACCAUCCCGGUGGCCGUUCAGUACACCCUCUCUUCCUCGCACGUGGUGGAGUAUACUCCACGAGUCAUGCCUGUUUGUGCCUUUUGGAAUUUCAGCCUGAUGACAGGUUAUCCCAACGGUUGGUCCAUUGAGGGAUGUGUGGUGACGUAUGCUGGCUCUGAUACUACUUCCUGUUUAUGUAACCACACCACAAACUUUGCAGUGUUGAUGAAUUACAUGGAAGCCAAGUGGAGCCCUGAGGAGGAGGUUAUUUUGACCAAGCUGACGUUUAUCGGUUCUGGGGCGUCUUUGUGUGCCCUCGUGGUGACCUUGAUGCUGUUCACCGUGCUGGACAUCCCAAAGUCUGACCGGACAUCGAUCCACAAGAACCUGUUCAUCUCCCUGACCUGUGCCCAGGUCGUACUGCUCUGCAGUGGCUCAGCCGUCAACGACAAGGUGGCGUGCACCCUGGUGGCAGCCCUUCUCCACCUGUUCUUCAUGGCGUCCUUUAGCUGGAUGCUGGUGGAGGGCCUUCUGCUCUGGAGCAAGGUGGUGACUGUGAACCUGAGUGAAGACCGCCACAUGAAGUACUACUACUUCAUCGGCUGGGGUCUGCCAGUGUUGAUAGUCACCAUCACGCUCGCUUCGGCCUCUGGGAAGUACUCUGCUGAUGGCCACUGCUGGCUCAGUGUCCAGAACGGAGUCAUCUGGGGCUUCGCUGGCCCUGUCAUCUUCAUCAUAAUGGUGAACAUCAUGGUCCUGACGAGGGUGGUGGUCAUCACUCUGUCCACAGCCAAGAGGAGGUCCAUCAUGCUGGCUCUGGGCAGCAGUCCUGUGGAGCAGGCCUAUGAACAGAUCCGGGCUGCAGUGAAAGCAGUGCUGGUGUUGCUGCCUAUCCUAGGCCUGACCUGGCUGUGUGGUGUGCUGGUGCCCUUCUCCAUAGUCAUGGGUUACAUCUUCAUCCUGCUCAACUCUCUGCAGGGGCUUUUCAUCUUCCUGAUAUAUGGGGUCUACAACACAGAGGUUCGGAGCACUGUAAACAGGAUCAAGGAGAGAAGAAAAGCUCUUAAUCUUUCAAACUGUGCCAGUUCCAGACCCUCCAGCUCCGUGACGAGCACUCGCCCCACCAGCUCCCCUGUCCCUGGGCCCCCGAGUCCCCACAGCCCUGGCCUGGAGGAGAAGAAGGAGGAGGGGCCCCUCCCUGGCCAGCAGCCCACCCUCUGCCCCACUGACCCCCACAUCUGUGAGCUGGCGGAGAGGGAGGGGAGCUCAGACAACGGUGAGUAUGUGUGUUCAUGUGUUCACAGGUCCACUUCCUCUUCCAUGUGUUCCAGAGAGACUGGAGGAGUCUUCGGUCCAAGCUUCUCACAGCGUCCUAAUCCCGAUCAAGUUGGGUGGUCCGCGCCUCUCCCUGGAAAGUGGACGCCUUGAGACGACGAUUCAUCUUUGAAGGGGCCGGGUUAUGGCCUGAAAACCAAUACCCCCAGUGUACACAAUUAAGUUCACACCAGAGGUUACACAGGGAAAUGGUCUCCAUUCCGUGGAGGUGUGAAUCGGUUGAACCCGUACAGAAUCAUGAUUCUCUAUGGUCAAGGUUACGCAAUUGGGGGUGGGGUGGCGGGGUGGGCUCUGAGCAGGUUGGCUGUCCCCAUAGCGAUUGUGCCUCUUUGGCUACUUUCAUCCAAUCACUGAGACAGCUCUUCCAGUGUUCUGAUCACUUUCAGCUGUGUUAGAUUCUGCUGUGGGAGACUUCUACUGUGCAGGAAAAUUGUGUGUUUCCUUUUUGUAACAUGGCUUUAUCCUCGAGUGCUUCAAUCUAUAUUGUUUUGAUCCUCACGCAGGAUAUAUUUACAAUGUAUUGGCUUUUCUUCCUUGUCCUAAAUUUUUCCUCCAUUGUUAAUGAAUGUCGUUGUUGUUGGUGUUCAUAGUCUCUUCAGAUUUUUGGUCUAACUACUGCUCAUUGUUUAUUUGUCUACAAUAUACAAACUCCAAAUCCAUAAGCCAGUUCAAUCCAUGACAAGAAAUGGCAGCCUCCGUUAAAGUGACUGUGUACAAAAUGCAUGUAAGUUUAAAUGGCACCAUAUAUAUGAAACCCUUAACAAUUAGACAAUAUGAACACAAAAUAAAUGUUCAAAAUCCCUCCAGUUGAAUUCAAUCCCAGCACUUUAUCUGACUCACGUGUCUGUUCACCAUACAAGGGGCCUGUCACAAGCCCCCUGCCCCUCAUCAGAGGCACCACACGCAAUUGGGACCCCCACAACAGGCCAGGUGGGCCCCUCCACUCACACUCAGUCAGGGCCCCCCUCCACCCCCACCCCCGGGGCCUCCCUUGACUCCAACUCGCCGGCUAGCUUGUCAGUCAUGGCAUGCGGGUGGUGGUGGUGAUGGGGGGGGGGUGGGUUCAGCUGGGCUUCCUGUUUUGCCCGAGUGCAGCUCCGCUUCCUGGCAAGGGACCGCUGAUGUCAGUCUGUCAGCGAAGAGGGAACAUGUACACACGAGAGCGGGA